CCGGGGGAGGGAGGGCAUCGCCCGCCCGCCCCGCCGGGAGAGAGCGCCGGGAGCCGCGCCGGGAGCCGCUCCGAGGCACCAUGCGGGCUGCGGGGCUGCUGCCGCUGCUGCCGCUGCUGCUGCUGCCGCUCGGUGUCAGCUCUCAGGAAAAUGCAGAUUCUGCAAGCCCAGGAACAAGCCUGUCCACCAUGACCACAGCAGCCACCACAGAGGCCACACCUGCAAGCACUGCAGAGACCUCACCAACCAGCACUGCAUCACCUACCACAGACCAAAUCACCACUGCCAGCACCACCAAGACUGAGGAAGCAGCAACUCAGCCAACUGUGGCAGAUUCCACCACUGCUCAAAGCAGCCCCACCACUACCGACCUGUUGGAGUCAUCGUCCCCCUCUACGCUGUCACCGAGCACAGCGGUCGCAACAUCGGGGACAGCAUCGCCUGCCACCAUGACCCUGUCCCACACACCAGGGCAGGACAGCCCCUCACAGAGCACCACCAUCCUCACAACCACCCCUGCUGCACAGCCCACUACUUCCCAGCAGCCCAGUGAUGCUACAACCACUUCAGGAAGCUCAGAGACCACCACUGCUGCAGAUCUUGCUGUCACUAAUGCAACCAGUCCUCCGGGAGCUGUAGGGGCUGUUGGCGCAUCCUCUCCCACCACACAGCCUCAGGGAAACCAGCCUUUGGGUCAUUUGCCUAACACCACUGUGAGCACCACAGUGCCGAGGACUGACACUUCCCAAAGCUCCAAGGACUGUCCCGUCUCUCCUCCCCCAUGUGAGACCAAGCAGCCAGCUUCUUCUUCCACUUCUCCAGUCCAGGGACCAACCCCUUCCACCAGUUCUGGAAGUGCUGGCACUUCUGUUACCCCUCUGACUGGAUCCCCGUCCCUCGCCACCACCUCAACAUUGCAAAACGGCAGCAGAGACACGGUCCCAGGGGCAGCCACCACGACAACUCCUGGGGCAGACCAGAGUACCCACGAUGCUGGAUCUGCACCAACCAAACCCACCAGUGCCUCCCAGAGCCCUGACAGUGCCCAGCCACCAGUUCCAGCCUCGGGGGACCAGGCAGAGAGCUGCAGUUCUGGCCACCAGCACCCCAACAUUUCUUACUCAAAUGAGUUCAUCUGUGAUGACCAGGUGCAACAUACCAGGCCCACCAUUCAGCUGAAAGAACCCAGAACCUGUGAUGAGUGGAGGACUGCCAGCAAAAACAUCUCCUUCUUUGAGAGCUUCUGCUCCACGGCCCAGCACGUGUUUGAUGCCAGCAGGGACCGGUGCACGGUGACGCUGAUGGCCUGCAAGCCCCGCUCCCACCAAUGGGCCGUGUGGGUGGUCCUGCACCAUCCCUUGGACUCUGAAGAAGUCCUCAAGGAGCUGAAGGAGAAGAAGGACAAGUUAGAGGAGCUCGGCAUCGUCAACAUCACCUCUGACAAAAUGGUGGAGGACAUGACCAUCAACGACGAGUUCAGCACCCCCCUGAUCAUCACCAUCAUCACCCUGGCCGGGUCCCUGCUGCUCGUCGCGGCCAUCUACGGCUGCCACCAGCGCUUCUCCCAAAAGAAGGACCAGAACAUCCACCCUGAUGUCCCCGGGUUUGAUGAUGGACAUGUGGCCCUGAUCUUUAAUCAGCGCCUGACUGAGGAGAUGCAGACCAUGGAGAACGGCUACCAUGACAACCCCACGCUGGAGGUGAUGGAGACCUCCUCCGAAAUGCAGGAGAAGAAGGUGAACCUCAACGGUGAGCUGGGGGACAGCUGGAUCGUUCCUCUGGACACCCUCAUGAAGGAGGACCUGGAGGAAGAGGAGGACACGCAUUUAUAGAAUGCAGAGCUUGAUCAAGAAAAGAACAACCACCCCCCCCCAAAAAAAAUCCCACAGACCCUAAACACACGCACACAGAGCUCCAAAAUAAGGCAAAAUUCCCCCCAAAAAGAAGAAAAUCCCUUAAUAAACUAAUCAUGGCCACUUGUGCCACCACAUGGGGUGCAGGAUGGAAGAGGAAAGGACAUGAGAACACCUCUGGAGCACAUCAACACAAGCCACUUUGGUGGCCACAUCUGGCUAAGCAUCCUCCAUCCCCCAUCCACCUCCCAAGCCAGAACUGACCAGCCAUGGGCAAACAGGGUGGCUUUGCUCCUGAAGAGCUGCUGGUGUCUCCUCCAAGCAUGUCCCCUCCCAUCCCAGAUCUGACCACACCAGCCGCAUCCUCCGGCUACUGAGCAACUCAAAAAUCAAGAGAAAGAAAGUAAAUAGGACUGGAGAUGGAGUGUGUCUGACAGCAAAGCAGCACCUGGCAAUUAACAGCUUGACAAAUCCUCUGGCCCACGCUGUUUAGUCAUCACCCUGCCCUCCCUGACACCAAGGUAGUGAAUGAAAAAAGCUGGAACAGCCUGUUCCUUUUUAAUCGGGUUUCCAUCCACUCCUCAGAGCUAAAACGCACAAGAGGCCCUCGUUGUGCCACAGGCAAAUGGAUGCAUCUGGACCCAGCAGGAUGGCAGGGAUGCAGCAGUGCCAAGUGAUGCUCAGCCCCGCUGCCAAGGGCUGUGGAACAGAUCCUGCACCCACGUGGAGACUGGGAGAGGUGCAGCAUCUUCUUGUUUUGAAAGGAUGAGAUGGAGGGAGAGGAAAAGGAGGAAUUCCUGGAGUUCAUCCCUGUUAGGAAGGGUGUGGAGAGCAAGAGCGAUGCCUGGUCUCUAGCCCAGGUGUGAUGUUGGGGGUUUUGUGGUGCAGGAGCCCAGCUGUGGUGCUGCAUUUCCCCACAGAAGGAUCACUUGCCUUCCAGGAGUUACACAGCAGCAUCUCACAGCCCUUAUCCAUCCUCCACAGGACUGUGGGACACACGCACCACGAUGGUUUGUGAUUUUUGAGGGCAUAUUUUCCUGUGUGAGCAGCAGAAGAGGUAAAAGAGCAGCAGAACGUGAGCCAGGGAGCUUGGUGGCAUUCAGGUGGCCCUUGGUGUUUCAUUCCCUCGAGGUUUAAAAGAUCAGCCCAUGUUCUCAAACUCUUCUUCACAAGCCACUAAAAUAACAGAGACCUUCAAAGCAACUUCCAGCUCAGCAGCGAAGCUGGGACUGAGCUUUUUCCUGCAGCCCUUGGUCUGCCACCCAGGUCUCCCUUUGCUGAAGCCUUUAAAGGGGAGAAGAAAAACAUGGCUGGACUGAGGCCAUUUCUGGGAUUUUGACUCCCCACCACAUCCCCUAAAUAGCUCUAAAAGGUUGGGGAGAGUUUUAUGCCUUUGCUCUGGUGAAGCAGCUCUGGCACAGGCAGGGAUCAUCCUCCUGCUGGGGUCCAUCCUCCAGGACAUGAGGCCCUGAAGGUCAUGUGGCUGAGUCCCUCUCCCAACGUGAGGAUGGUGCUUGUCCCAAACCCUCUGCAAGCCAGAGGAGCUGCAGAUAAGAGCGAUGCCCAAACAUGGCCCUUCUCCUCUGCUUGCCAUAAACCAAGGCACGACAGGGAGAUUUCCUUUGGGCUCUGCCACCAAGCCAACCCAACUGGGAUCUGCUCCCACAGCUGCCCUGAACGAGGGGAAAAGCAGAGCCAAGCAAUGGGAAGCUUGGAGAAACCCUGGUGGAGCUGGGAGUUCUCAGGAAGGAGGGGAUCGGGGUGUUUUGCUCAGCCCCAGGACAGGCACUGGCAGAAGAUACAAGUGGCUCUUCCCCCUUCUGUCCUGCACUGAAGGGCAGAGUCUGAAGUGUUCAAACCUUUAUAUUUUUGUAUGUAAAUAUUCCUGCUACUCAUUAGCAAUGUAUUCCGCACACUUCACUUACCUGUGCACUGCACUAUGGGGAAGUAAUUUUGGAGGGGAGGGGAAAUAACAAAAUAAAUUAUAAAAAAAAAAAAAUUAAAAAUCUUAAAAAUAAGAAAAAAAAAAAAAAAAAAAAAAAAAAAAAUAAAAAAAAAAAAAAAAUUAAAAAUCUUAAAAAAAAAAAAAAAAAAAAAAAAAAGAAAGAAAAAGCUAAAGGCCAGCCUGAUAGGGGAUUAAAAUUUGACAUGAAGCAGAAAAACACCUCUUGCCCAGAUAACUUUUUGCCACAGCUUUGUCCCUGUUCAAGUUCAGCUCUUUAAUGUGGACACGAGUCUCAGAACAUCCACAAUUACUCUUGUGAGCAUUGUGGCCUCCUGGCUGCCCUGACAGACAAGCAGCAGGUCCAUGGCCUCACAUUUCUGUCCUUCCCAGAAAACAAACACAGAGAGAACACAGGGCAGCAGUGACACUGUGGCCACCGGGGCUGGAGCUGCCACGAGGACACCCCUGGCAGGGCAUCUCCAGGCAGUCGGGCUUUGGCACGUGCCUCAAGAUUCCCCCUUCCCAACAAAGAGAUGCCAAAGUGCUUUAAUGAGUCAGGUCCAAAGACUUUCCAAGAAAACCCUACAGAGGCUUGAGAUCAAGUAACCUUAAAUCUUUCCGAGCAGAGACCAGUGAGGAUAUUAACUGCUCAGCAAGUGCUUAUAGUGAUUUAUAUUUGAAUAGGAAUUGUACAUUUAUUUAUUUUUCCAGACACCAUAUUUUUAAACCACUAAUAUUUUAUAGUAGAUUUUCCUUCCCCUAUUUAAAAGAACUAUUUCCACAGGAAAAGAAAACAGUACUUUUUUCUUUUUUUUUUUAAUGUUGAGAACAUUCUUUUUUUGGAAAAAUAAAAAAAAUCAGGUAGGAAAUGCAGCAAUGAGCAUCUUUGGCCUUAACCCUUCCCUUCGUAGACUGUAGCCAUAAUUGUUAGACCAAAAAGAAUUAAAAAAAAAAUAAAUUACCGAGGCAUUUCCUUCCUCCCUGCCCCUCCUCCCUUCCCUGCACUCCUCUUCUCUCCCCCAAAACAGCUUUAACAUCCCACACAUUGUACAAAGAGAUUCCUGCUCUUACCUUUCGGCGAGAGCUUUACUCAGAUGUCCUUGCAAGAGACUUUUCUAUUUUCAGAUUCACGAGGAAAUGUGUAAAUACUUUUAGGAGCAUUUUAUCUCCCGCUCACAGUGCCAUGACCCAGCUGAUGAGGUUGAUACUGUGACUGCUGCCUACAGAAGACACACAGGUCAGAAUCCAUGAGGGACUGGAGAAGGAAAACCUAAUUCCCCAGGUGGUUACCUGUUGAACCUUGCGCAUGUAGUAGGGCUCUUACUGCGUAGCAGCAUCUCUCAUGGGGACAGGAGUCUGAUUUACACUGGAAUUUACUGAGGAACUGGAUUGUAAGAGAUUAUUCUUGCAUUUUCCUACAAAUAUAUUUUGAGAGCAUCAUGUAUUUCUGUCAAUAAACAUUCUUACUUAAAAGA
This is a messenger RNA of Parus major (Great Tit), 5273 nucleotides long. It is a transcript of the gene PODXL, whose product is annotated as podocalyxin like. The transcript has 9 exons. Gene Ontology annotation, biological process: cell migration; regulation of microvillus assembly; positive regulation of cell-cell adhesion mediated by integrin. Gene Ontology annotation, cellular component: apical plasma membrane; microvillus membrane. Bases 81 to 1832 code for a protein of 583 amino acids. The record is from RefSeq and is a predicted model, not a curated record. NCBI's taxonomy places the organism in Eukaryota, Metazoa, Chordata, Aves, Passeriformes, Paridae.